AGGCGACUCUGUCCCGGGCAGGCAGGUCCUUGUCGCUGCACCAUCCACCCUGCCGUGAUGGCUCUGUCGCCCCUCCUGCCGAGCUUGCUGCUGCUGCUGCUGUCGCUGGAGGUCCUCGCAGGAGCGCAGGAGUCCCGGCUGGAAACGCUCCCCAAGGGGGGGCUGACCUGCAAGUCCCGUGACCUGUGUCUGCGGACGCCACCGAUCAAGAAAUCCGACGCCCCGCUGAUCAACGUCAGUCUCUACUACGAGGCUCUGUGCUUCGGCUGCCGCUACUUCCUGGUCCGAGAGCUCUUCCCGACGUGGCUGCUGGUGAGGGAGAUCCUCAAUGUCACGCUGGUGCCCUACGGAAACGCGGAGGAGCGCAAUGUCACCGGCAAGUGGGAAUUCGUGUGCCAACACGGAGAGGAGGAGUGCAAGCUGAAUAAGGUGGAGGCAUGCCUACUAGACCAGCUUGAACCGGUCCUGGCCUUCCUGACCAUAGUCUGCAUAGAGCAGAUGGAAGACCUCGAGGCAAAUCUGCAGCCGUGCCUGGCGCUCUACGCCCCCAAGAUGCCGCUGGACGCCAUCAUGAACUGCGCAACUGGGGACCGCGGGACCGAACUCUUGCACAUCAACGCUCAGCUCACAGACGCCCUGAGGCCACCGCACACCUACGUGCCCUGGGUCACCGUCAACGGGAAACCUAUAGAGGAACAAAGCCAGCUCUUGAGCCUCGUCUGUGAGUUGUACCAGGGUGACAAGCCACAGGCUUGUCCUUUGUAGCCAACGCUCACAAGGAAGUCUGCUUCAAGUGAUGCCCCAUCGCCCGGAGGCAGCUGCUGGAGGAGGGGUGACAGCCCAGUGGCCCCUCUUUUUCUAAUCACCACCCUUCAGCUGCUUCUGUUCACCAACGGGAAAACUUCUACGCAUCCCACAAAACCCAGCCCAAAAAUUCCAUCCCAUAGUCAUGAAUUUUACCCCAGUGACAAUGGUGCUAAAUUAAACCUAAUUUACUAAA
Molecule: messenger RNA, 1000 nt
Organism: Tupaia belangeri chinensis (Chinese tree shrew)
Lineage: Eukaryota; Metazoa; Chordata; Mammalia; Scandentia; Tupaiidae
Gene: IFI30
Product: IFI30 lysosomal thiol reductase
Exons: 7
Coding region: 58-765 (235 amino acids)
Cellular component (GO): lysosome
Molecular function (GO): oxidoreductase activity, acting on a sulfur group of donors, disulfide as acceptor
Source: RefSeq, a predicted model, not a curated record